Fusarium sp. VM40 is the source of this 3033-nucleotide messenger RNA. The record is from the annotation of a GenBank genome assembly. Lineage: Eukaryota; Fungi; Ascomycota; Sordariomycetes; Hypocreales; Nectriaceae.
AUGGCCCACGCCCCGUUGAUUCGAAAUAACACAACUCCGGUCUUUCACUCAACCUCUAACGGAUUCGGUGGUUUCCCGCAACCCAGUAUGAACCAUGCGCCGCGCGCCAGCCAACUCUCAGGCUCGACAGCCUUUGCUGGCUCGUCGGCUUCGUUGAGUUCCCUUGGAAGCGCUGCUACCGCCACACCACAGAAUGGCGGCCCUGUGCUUGCCACGGCCAACAUCAUUAAUCAGAAGGCCGAUGCCUCGCGGUCGCUCUACCAGAUCUGCAUCUCUCUCAAGCAGCGUCUGGCCCAAGUGCCUGGCUUCGACCCUUAUCUUGACCAGCUCGACCCCGCGGACCCUGUCGAUCCACUAUGGAAUCUCUUUCGUACCGGAUAUCCUCUCCUCCUAAUCUACAAUGCCCUGCGACCUAACGAGGACCUCAAGGUCGAGGACGCUAGCGCUAAUGAAGCUAAGAAGUCCAAGAUCGCCAUCUUCAAAUUCGUUCAGGCCUGCAUGAAGGACCUGGAGAUCCCCUCAUCCCAUAGCUUUGUGAUAGCCGACUUGAUGGGUAACGACACUAGUGGCUUCGUCAAGGUGACUCAAGUCGUUAACUACGUCUUGGACAAAGCAGAGGAACGCGGCUACCUCCUCCAAGCCCAAGCUUUCGAGAAUGCGCCUGGCAAGGAAGCCAAUGGUGGACAGAUGACCUACCGAGAUCACAUCAUCCGAGAACUUGUCGAUACCGAGCGAAAAUACGUCCAAGAUCUCGAGAACCUGCACGAUUUGAAGAAGACGCUCGAACAGCAAGGUGCAAUUCCUGGUGAUACUCUUCACCAAAUAUUCCUCAACAUCAAUGCCAUUCUCGACUUCCAGCGACGUUUCUUGAUCCGUGUGGAGACAACAAAUUCUAUGACCGACGCGAACCAACGUUGGGGGGCUCCAUUUGUCAUGUAUGAGGAUGCCUUCGAUAUUUACCAGCCAUUCAUCGCGAACCAGCGCAAGGCGGCCCAGGUUGCCAACCAGGUUUUUGACAAGAUUCAACGUUCCGCACAUCCUGUGGCAGCCGACUUCAACACCCUCGACGGUUUCUUGCUGAAGCCUAUGCAAAGACUGGUGAAAUAUCCUCUCUUGCUCAAGGAUUUGAACAAGAAGACUGAGGAUGAAGAAAUCAAGAUGGAUUUGCUCAGCGGUUGCGAGGCUGCUGAACGAGUACUGUCCAAGGCUAAUGAGGCUGUGAACCGUGAUCUUCUUGACGAGGUUCUGGAGGACCUGACCGGCCGUGUUGAGGACUGGAAGAGCCUCAAGGUGGAACAGUUUGGAAAGCUCCUCAUGCAUGGUGUGUAUGGUGUCAUCACCGGAAAGACUGAUCAGGAGAAGGAUUACGAAAUUUAUCUUUUCGAGUCCAUUCUUCUGUGCUGCAAAGAGAUCUCAUCCAGCAAGAGCAAGGACAAGAAGGACAAGCUGCGAUCAUCAGGCCCCAAGGCCCGAAACAAGAACGCCAAGCUCCAGUUGAAGGGCAGGAUCUUCAUGACUAACGUGACUGACAUUGUGUCUUUCUCUAAACCAGGCAACCACAGCGUACAGAUUUGGUGGAAGGGAGAUCCUGGCGUUGAGAACUUUGUCAUCAAGUUCCUAAACGAGGAGACUUUGAGGAAGUGGGUACAGACUCUGGAGACUCAGAGGAAGCAUAACGUGCCCCGUCAGUCUUCGAACUCGGACUCGCUUGCAACCGACUUUGCCUGGACCAGAGACCAAGCGCAAGGCCUCGAGAACCCUUACCUGCAGGAAGAUGACGACGAGGAAGACAUUGGCCCAGCGACAGCACCUGCCGGAUUUAGCACUGGUCACCAUCCUCUUGGUAUGGGCCUUCGAACAGCCUCGACUAGCAACCUUCGCGCACGAGCAGGAACCGGAGAAAGCUCUGCAUCACUUGCCGGCAUGGCCAGGGCACCUCCGCCUCGAUUUCCUCUUCCCAUGCCACCUGCUCAGCUCAGCGUCCAGACACAAGGAAACGGCGCCUCUUCCCCUGGUGCUUGGGCAGGCGACAGCUACUUCUCACCGGUUGCCGAGUCGCCAGCAUCAUCAAGGACGAGCGCUGCCAGCGGGAUGUUCUCAACGCCCCACUAUGGUCUACCCAAGAGUGCUACUCCUCAACCGAGCUGGGAGGACAACAACGGCAACAGAUACACUGCUCCCGCUAUGCCGCGUGCUCCCUCAAGAGACGGCCCCUCACCGAACCCUCACGGGCGAAACCCUCGAGGCCCUUCUCUUCCAGCAAUGGCUACCAACAGUCAGGCAGCAGCAGCGGCGGCCGCUGCUCAACAGAGAAACCGCUCAUACAGCACCCCUGACAUCGCUGUGCCAGGAAUGCCGCGCCAACGUCAGCCUAGCCAGGGAACUAUUCCAGCAGUGCCUGGAAUUCCCCAGCACUUGCAUCCUGGACACAAUCCUAACGCUUCUCGGGACCAAACAAGCUCACCUAGAAACGAGCAGCCAAACCGAGCUCAGACCAACAGUCCGGGCACCCAACGAGAGAGGAUGCACAAGCCUUCAGGAAGCGUGGGUGGCAGUAUGAACCAUUUCCCCGCACAGCCAGUGUACCCACGAUCACUCACACCAGGCUCUGGGAACAACGCUCUCCGCGUGGAUGCUGCUGCGGCAAACUCACGAACUGUAUCUCCGGCUCUUGGUACCGCAACAAUGCCACCACCGGUCAACCCAUUGAGUCCCGAGAUGCCUCUCCCGACCCAACUCAAGGUUCGGGUGAACUCCGACUCAGGAAACUACGUUACUUUGGUGGUGGCUUUCAACAUCACUUACCAGUCUCUGGUUGAUCGUAUUGAUGCCAAGCUCGCCCGUUUCACCACGAGCAGCAUCAGCAAAGGUGCUCUCAAGCUGCGAUAUCGCGAUGAAGACGGCGAUUUUGUUAACAUCGAAGGCGACGAUGAUAUCCAAAUCGCUUUCAUGGAGUGGCGCGAGGGUGUCAGGAACAUGUACUCUGGAGGUGUAGGAGAGAUAGAGCUCUUCUGCGUCGGUGAUACUUCCUAG